This is a messenger RNA of Vigna angularis (adzuki bean), 778 nucleotides long. Its product is annotated as probable histone H2A variant 3. The record is from RefSeq and is a predicted model, not a curated record. Bases 148 to 552 code for a protein of 134 amino acids. Gene Ontology annotation, molecular function: protein heterodimerization activity; DNA binding; structural constituent of chromatin. Lineage: Eukaryota; Viridiplantae; Streptophyta; Magnoliopsida; Fabales; Fabaceae. Gene Ontology annotation, cellular component: nucleosome. The transcript has 2 exons.
UAGGAAGGACCAAGAAACAACCUCAAAUCCCUUUCCUCUGUCCAUUAGAGAUUACCUUCAUCGGAGUCUGAGACCUGCCUUCAUCUUCUCUCUCUAUCUUUCUCUCUCCUCUCAGCGCAACACCUCGUACUGUUUUGGCGGUAAAAGAUGUCGGGGAAAGGGGCGAAGGGGUUGAUCACCGGCAAAACCUCUGCCGCCAACAAAGAUAAGGACAAAAAGAAGCCGAUUUCACGUUCUUCUCGUGCCGGCCUUCAGUUUCCAGUUGGUCGUAUCCACCGGCUAUUGAAGUCUAGGACAACCGCUAAUGGUAGAGUUGGGGCUACAGCUGCUGUUUACUCUGCAGCAAUCUUGGAGUAUCUCACUGCUGAAGUAUUGGAGCUGGCAGGAAAUGCUAGCAAGGAUCUCAAGGUCAAACGUAUCACUCCCCGGCAUUUACAGCUAGCCAUUCGUGGGGAUGAAGAGCUGGAUACCCUGAUAAAAGGAACGAUUGCUGGAGGAGGAGUGAUUCCUCACAUUCACAAGUCUCUUAUCAACAAGUCUUCUAAGGAGUAGAUCCCUAGUGCAUAAUAGCUGCUUCAUGUGAAAUUUCUCUCUACUAAUUGUGUAUUUGUUGCAUGCACUUGAUAAAUCAGUAGGACCUUCUAUUUAAGACUGAGUUGCUGUUGUUGAUCAUGGAGAUAAUGUUUAGUCUUUCUCUUCAUCAAUUUAGUAUGUCUCAAUCACUUCAAAUCUUAAUUGAGGAUAAUCCGGUCUGAUAAUUUGAGUUAUUGUUACUCUA